Messenger RNA from Drosophila subobscura, 5305 nucleotides. Its product is annotated as la-related protein Larp4B. Gene Ontology annotation, molecular function: ubiquitin conjugating enzyme binding; zinc ion binding; ubiquitin protein ligase activity. The transcript has 8 exons. Bases 743 to 4294 code for a protein of 1183 amino acids. The record is from RefSeq and is a predicted model, not a curated record. Gene Ontology annotation, biological process: protein polyubiquitination; ubiquitin-dependent protein catabolic process; positive regulation of proteasomal ubiquitin-dependent protein catabolic process. Gene Ontology annotation, cellular component: cytoplasm; ubiquitin ligase complex. Lineage: Eukaryota; Metazoa; Arthropoda; Insecta; Diptera; Drosophilidae.
GGUGGGCUAAAAACAGUCGUGUAAACAGCCAGCGAAUUGCCUUGUUUUUUUCUCCGCGUCCACCCCCCAGCUGCGGAUGGGGCUGUGUUUGGUUUGUGCUGAAUGUGAAUUAAAUUGUGAAGGAGAGCGAGAAUAUAAGCAAAAGGCGAGAAGGUGCAGACAGCAACAAAAGAAGCGCACAGAAAGAAGUACGGUACGGUACGGUACGUGAGUGCGUCUCGUACCUGUGUGAGUGGAGUGCGUGUGUGUGAGUGUACAAGUGCCUUCAAAAUUGCUCAAUGGCCCACAAAACAGCAACGAAACGGCACUGACCAGAUAAAUAGCAUACAAAAGAAAACUGUUUUCCUCUGGGGCACGUGAAAAUUGUGUGUGUGAGUGAGACUCCUCUGCGGAGAAAGUGCAGCGGCGGCGGAUACAAAGUGAAAAGCAAACGCAAAUAAAUAUUUUUUGCCCAGUUUUCGAGUUUAUUUUUGUGAAAGUCAAGUCUGUGCGGAGGCAGGCACCUCACCUGGAGAGGCAGAGGCAGCUCUCUUUCUCUCUCUACCACAUCUUUCUCUUGCGCGCAACAACAGUAAAAGUAAAAAGAGAGUUUCAUUGCAGAACUUUGGCAUUUGAGUGACUUUGCUGUCAGACUGAAUUAUGGCCUUGAUCAAGAUGUUGCUGCCGUUGCCGGGCACGGUUAAGGACCUGUGCAGCAUCACCGUUUCGCCAUUUAUCGAGUGCAGUUCCGCUCUGAGCCAGUAUGAGGCCCCCAAUGCCGCCAAUGUCUGCAACGACGGGAUUGCAGCCGAAUGAAGUGCAGUACCAAGUGCAGGCGCCUCAUCACCAGGUCCACGUACACGCCCAUGCCACGCCACUGCAGCAGCAGACGCAGGCACAGACACAGCAUCAGCAGCAGCAGCAGCAUAAGCAGCAGAGAAAACACCAGAACCCGACCGAACUAGACACCGACAGGAGUCUGCCACAGCACACCAGACACGCGACGCACAACUCCAAGCUGUUGCCGCCCCUGGAGCUUCUGGUGGAGAAUAAGAUCAGCUACAGCGGCUCAGCCGUCACAUAUCACCAGUCGCCAGAUCUCAGAUCCCAUUCCCAGUCCCACAACCGUGCCCAUUCCCGAGCAGCCAACAAACGAAAUUCCCUCAGCAGUCCCUCGUCCAGCGAGGAGUGCUGUGUGAGUGCUGCCAGGGCGAGCAUUUUUGAUGACGCCGCCGAGAACUUUGUAAUCAAUUUUCCGGCUGAAUCGGCAGCCUCGUUGCAGCAGCAACAGCUACAGCAACAGCAACAGCAGCAGCAGCCACUGUUGCCCCUGUCCGAGACGGUGCCACUGUUGACGCACAUCGAGGCCACUGUGGUGGACAAGCAGCGGUCCAUUCGCCUCAGCAAGAACAGCGCCUCGCUCAUCUUCACCAAGAAGGAGCUGGGCCAGGGUCACAGUCAGCGAAGGCAGCAUCACAGCAGUCUCUACGGCGCUGGCGGCGAGCGGGCGAUACGCAAGACGACAAAGCACUUGCCGCCCACGCGCGGACAGCACCAGAGGCGCAGUCUGCCGCUUAGCUACAGCCACGCGUACGCCAGCAAUCUGGUGACCACAGCCGGCACAAAUUACGCUCCCAACGGGGCUGGGGCUGGGACUGGGACUGGAGCAGGAGCUGGAGGCAAGCUUGUGCCGCACAAGCAUCAUCAGCAUCACGGCCUGGGUCUCAACUCACCCACGGCUAAUUCUGGUGUGGGUGCUGCUGGAGGCGGAGGAGUACCGCCCCCGGCCCACACGGCCCGCAAGCAGCUAUCCUACUCCUGGUACGCGCCCGUCUACAGUGCCCUCGAGGAGGAGCUUGAACAGGACUCGCGGGAUUCGUCGCCCAUUCACAAUCUGGCAAACACAAAGCAGCACCAACGCUCCGCCAGCCAAAAGGCAACCUCCGGCUCCGCUUCAGUCUCCGCUGCCAACGCUCUGCAUGCCACGUCCCAUCUCGAGGAGCACGCCCACGAGGCCGAGACGGUUGCGCUGCUGGAGACGCAGACACAGCGCAACAAGAUCAUCAUUUCCUCGGCGAAUGGCGACGCUGGCGGAGCAAGCGGCCUCAGCAGAGGAGGAGGAGGCGGAAACGGCGGCGGCGGCGGAUCUGCAGGCGCGCUGGCUGGAACUGGAGGCCUGGCUGGCCUUGAUCUGGAGAGCUCGCUGGGACUGUCCGGCGGCGGACAGCUGCCGCGGCGGCGUCGCUUCGAGAACUUUCUCAAGUCUCUCGUGGGUCUCAAGGCCAGCAGCAGCAGCAGUCGAGAGCGAGAACGGGAGCGCGAAAAGGACAAAGAUUGGGAGACUGGCCUGCAGCGUCCUGCCUCGCCGGAGAUACGCAUCACACGCACACCCUCGGAGCAGGAUGUGGUCCUCAGGGACCCAGCCGGUCGUCAGCAGUUAGCCAACGGGCAUCCCAGGGGCAGUCUCAGCAUCAGCGGCUCGAGCAGCUCCCUGAAUGUUGUCCAGCACAAGCUGUGGCACAUCAUGCGGCGCGAGGGCAGCGCCAGCAGCCUCCACCAGGAGAAGUCCCAGUCCAUUGUCCAGUACACGGGAUUGCGCAAAUGCGAGACGGUCCUGGCCCUCACGCGACAGGGCCAGAGCCAGCUGGGUCUGGGCUUGUCCCAGAGUCGAAGCCAGGGCCACUCGAUGGCCGGCCAUGGCAGUGGCAUCUUCAGCAGCGCCGGCAUCGAGCAGAUACGACCCCUGAAUCGGCUGCGCAACAGCGUGAACAGCAUCAAUGGCCCGGGCGGCGGUGGCGGCGUGGGCACCUGUUCCCGCUGCUCCAGCUUGCUCUCCCUGGCUGCAUCCGGAUCGCGUUACUCCCUGGCCAAUGGGUUCGUGGUACGCCCGGACUCGGCAGCCGGCGGCGAGGAGGAGCAGCCGCACAUCAACGUGAAUGCUCAGAUUCGACUCAGCGGCGGAGCGGUGUCAGCACCAUCCAGCAGCCCCAGUCCACCGUCCAAUGUGACCACGGCCACGCUCCAUUCCAGCUCCAAUAAUAAUCUGUUCCAUGGCAAGGAAGAGGAGCAGCAGCAGCAGCAGCAGCAGCAGCAGCAAGAGGAACAGCAGGAGGAUGAGCAGACGACACCGACUGCCGGAGAGCUCGGUCCCUUUGGCACCCAACACGCCUAUCCCCUGACCGUCAGCUCGCUGCUGUCGAUGGCCAGUGCCAAUCAGGCGGCCAAGGCCUGUUGCGUGCGGGACGGCAUCACGCUGCAGCGUCGCGAAAUGCUCGCCUCCGCGGAUGUCACACCCUCGGCCACGCCCACCAGCAAUUUUCAGCCCUUCACCUGCAAGCUGUGUCUGAUCGAUGUGGAGGAUGCGGCCGAAGCCAUGUCCCUGCAGCAGUGCGACUGUCAGUUCUGUAUCGAGUGCAUGCGCGCCUAUGUGGAGUUUGAGAUAUCCGAGGGCGCCUACGAGAUCUCGUGUCCGGAUGCCAAGUGCCCGGCACAGGGCGCCAUCUCCCUACCCGAAAUCGCGAAUCUAACCACAACGAACCUGCUGAAGAAACAUCAUCGCUAUCGUCUGAAUCGAGAGAUUGAAUUGGACAAGACACGCACCUGGUGCCCCCGUGCUGGCUGCGAGACAAUCUGCAUGGUGGGCGGCUCAGCGCAGGGACAAACCAGCGCCAUUUGCCAAAUGGAUGAGUCGCCAUCGACAUCACAGAGCUACACGCCGCAACUGGAGGGAGGCGGUGGCGCUACCGUCGGUGUGGCAAGCGAAGGCGGACCUGGUGCAGGUGCAGCCGCACUCUCAUUGUCCGUGCACUGUCCCUCCUGCAAGGAUGAGUUCUGUGCACUCUGCAAGAAGGCUUAUCAUCCGAACAUAAGCUGCGAGGAAUUCGGUCGCCGGCUGAUUGCCGAUGGCCAGGACGACAUUGGCAUACCGUUCGACAAUGAGCUCAUCAAGUGCUGCCCCAUGUGCGCGGUGCCCAUUGAGAAGGACGAGGGCUGUGCCCAGAUGAUGUGCAAGCGCUGCAAGCACGUGUUUUGCUGGUACUGCCUGGCCAGUCUCGAUGACGACUUUCUGCUGCGCCACUACGACAAGGGUCCGUGCAAGAACAAGCUGGGCCACUCGCGUGCCUCUGUUGUGUGGCAUCGCGCCCAGGUCAUUGGGAUCUUUGCUGGCUUUGGUAUUCUGUUGCUAGUGGCCUCGCCACUACUUCUGUUGGCCGCCCCCUGCAUCAUCUGCUGCAAGUGUCGCGGCUGCAGUGGCUCCAAAAUUGACGAGGUGGAUGCCGAGCUGGAGGAGGAGGUCACCGCCUUGCAGGGCUAGGCAGAGGAUCUCCACCAUGCACCAUCAUCCUGACGAAACGAGACGAUCGGAGCAGCAUCUCAAUUGUUAAUGACGAAAGAGCAGCUUACGUACACUUACUCUUAUUUUAGUUAUUCUAAUUCUAAUUCUAAUUAUUAAUUGUAUAUGUGUUAACUAAAUUGUGAUAUUUACAGUGAUUCGAUUUCUAAUUGAAUCGACAAAUUUGUUGAGAGCCCAAACAAAGCAAAGACAAGGCAAGGUUCGCCUUCUCGACUCUUUGUUGGGUUCUUUAUUAAUAUAUUCUUUCCACACUCCCCACUACUACCCGUAUAUAUGUACACAUGUACAUGCCUACAUAUAUUUGACUAAAUCAAUCUGUGUACAUCAUUAGAUCCUCUUUCUAGUGCGUAAGUUAGUCUAAAUCUAUUACGAAGGGCCACAGUAUGUAUGCCUCGUAUUUCAACCUGUGCUUUUAAUCACCCGAAAAUCCCCUAAACCCCCCUGAAUCCCCAAUGCCGGAACCACAUUCGCACCCCAAAAACUCCUCUCUCUCUCUCAAGUAUUACACAUGCAAAUAAUGAAUCCGCGAUCAUUUCGGGUAUAUUUGUUCAGCGGCUUGGCAAUGCUUUUAUCUACAUACAAACACACUCACAUAGUUGCAUAUAUAAAUCCAAGAUAUACUUGCAUAUAUAUAGGAGGUGUAUAUGAUGUCACUACUACUGUUUAUUGAAUGUAUUUAAAUGUAAAUGUAAAUGUUAUAUGCAGCUAAAGCAAAUGUACGACAGAUUACUGCUGAGCAGAGCACGCUGCCACGAUGGCAGUGUGGCGUGUGCGCAGGCAGGGCUUGAUUAAUGUAAAUUAUUGAAUUAUUUAAUGCAUAUACACACUCAAAAUAUACAUACACACACACACAAUAUAUCAACAUACGUUUAACAUAAUUACGCGUGUAUAUUUCAAGGAAUCAUAUUUAAAAUCUACUCUUAAUGUGAACAACUACCGCGUAUGCUGUUUCAAAAUAAAAAUGUUAAAAGA